Arachis ipaensis is the source of this 3926-nucleotide messenger RNA. Its product is annotated as PPR repeat protein. NCBI's taxonomy places the organism in Eukaryota, Viridiplantae, Streptophyta, Magnoliopsida, Fabales, Fabaceae. The record is from RefSeq and is a predicted model, not a curated record. Gene Ontology annotation, molecular function: protein binding.
CUCCAACCCCUGCUCUCUCCUUCCGCGCGCUCGGCCCAUCCCUCGUCUUCAUCUUCUCGCCGUCCUGCUCGCCGUCGUGUGGUCGGCAUCGUCCAUCGCGGCAACGCACUUUGCCCAGUGCCCCAGAGUUCGAAGGUCCUAAUGGUUAUGUUUGGUGGCUUUGGAAAGUAUGCCUGCACUUUGUAUGUUGAGCAGUGAAAGCUAAUUCAAUCGAAAAGGUUGAGUCCGUGAUUCUUCAGUUUGUUGAGGCAUUAAGAACAAUACUAGAGUGGUUCGAUGACCGGACCAGUUUUCAGAACCUUGAGAAAGACAGAGCUGAACAGAACAGAGUAUCCAAGUUCCAGUGUUUGGUGCUGGCUGCUGUGUUAUUGUUCAACCAUGUUCAAUGGCAUACCAGUGCACAACACCACUUCAGAGACCAUUUCCUUCGAUAUUUGAAUGUACUCUUCAGCAAAUAUGAGGCUUCUCAACAACCUGCGAACAAAGACACUUAAGUGUUUUGUCUCUUCCGUGGCCGCAACCUCACACUCUUUAGCUCCCACUUUUCCCCGAACUUCCCCUCCCAUCAGAAUAUUCUCCUCCUUUUCGCAUAAAGAUUCGAUUUUGAUCCCACCCACCAAGACCCAUCUCUAUGCUUUCUUCUUCUGCACCCUCAUUCGCCUCUACGUGGUCUGUGGCAGGUUUUGCAAAGCCUCUUGUGCUUUCUCUUCCAUGUGUGGACUUGGUCUUGUUCCUGUUUUGCCUUUGUGGAAUAGGCUCUUGUAUGAAUUCAAUGCUUCUGGUUUCGUUUCUCAAGUAAAGGUUCUGUUUUCCGAAAUGGUCUUCCGUGGUGUUGUGCCUGAUGUUUUUAGUGUCAACAUAUUGGUUCAUUCUUUAUGCAAAGUUGGAGAAUUGGAUUUGGCUUUAGAGUAUCUUAGGAGCAAUGAUGUUGAUACUGUUACGUAUAAUACUGUGGUUUGGGGUUUAUGUGUGCAAGGAUUGGCAGAUCAGGGGUUUGGUUUGUUGUCUGAGAUGGUUAAAAGAGGGAUAAGUGUUGAUUCAAUUACCUGCAAUAUCCUGGUUAAGGGGUAUUGCAGAAUUGGAUUGGUUCAAUAUGCAGAGUGGGUGAUGUACAAUUUAGUUGAUGGGGGUAUUCCAGAAGAUGUUAUAGGCCUCAACACAUUGAUUGAUGGGUAUUGUGAAGCUGGACUAAUGAAUCAUGCAUUGGUUUUGAUGGAGAACGGCUGGAGGGGUGGCAUCAGGCCUGAUAUUGUUACCUACAAUACUUUGCUCAAAGCUUUUUGUAAGAUGGGCGACAUUGUGAGGGCCGAGUCUCUUCUCAGUGAGAUUUUGGGGUUUCAGAAUGAUGAAGAAUUUGGUCAAUUGAAAAACCGUUUUGUUAAAACUAAGGCUGAGAUAAGAGACUUGCAGCCAACACCUUCCACGUACACAACAGUAAUUGAUGGGUAUGCUAAGCAUAGUGGAAUUGAAGAAUCCCUUUCUCUGUAUGAGCAAAUGAUUAUGAACGGGAUCAUACCUGAUGUGGUUACUUGUAAUUCAAUUAUCUGUGGACUUUGCAGGCAUGGCAAAUUAAAUGAAGCGGCAGUGCUACUGAGGGAGAUGUACACAAUGGGUUUAGACCCUAAUCAUGUCUCGUACUCUACAGUUAUUAAUUCCUUGUUCAAAUCGGGGAGGAUAAUGGAAGCUUUUAAUCUUCAAGGCCAAAUGGUUGUUCGGGGCUUAUCUUUUGAUCUAGUUACGUGCACAAUUGUGAUGGAUGGACUUUUAAAGUCUGGAAAACUCAAAGAUGCUGAGGACAUGUUUCAAACAAUUUUAAAGUUAAAUCUUGUCCCAAACUGUGUCACUUAUUCAGCAUUGCUUGAUGGCUAUUGCAAGGUAGGAGACAUGGAACGUGCGGAGUUAGUGUUGCAAAACAUGGACAAGGAACACGUUCUUCCAAAUGUUGUUACUUUUUCUUCUAUUAUGAAUGGAUAUGCCAAAAAAGGAAUGCUCAGUAAAGCAGUUGAUGUGUUAGGGAAGAUGAUUAAAAGGAACAUUGCGCUGAAUACUUUUGUUUAUGCAAUUUUAAUCGAUAGUUAUUUUAAGGCAGGCGAACAGGAAGCUGCUGCUCACUUUUAUAAGGAAAUGAAAUCACAGGGAUUAGAGGAAAACAAUGUAAUAUUUGAUAUCUUGCUUAACAACUUGAAAAGAGUUGGAAGAAUGGAGGAAGCUGAGUCAUUAAUUAAAGAUAUGUGUUCUCGGGGUCUUUGCCCAGAUAUUGUUAACUACACUUCUCUGAUAGAUGGCUAUUUUAAUGAAGGGAAUGAAUCAGCUGCACUCCCAUUAAUCCAGGAAAUGACAGAGAAAAGCACACAGUUUGAUGUUGUUGCAUAUAAUGCUUUCAUUAAGGGGCUUUUGAAGCUUGGGAAAUAUGAUCCGCAGUAUGUGUUUUCGAAAAUGAAAGAGUUGGGUUUAGCUCCGGAUUGUACUACAUAUAAUACUGUAAUUAACACAUACUGCAUAAAAGGGAACACUGAAGAUGCACUGGGUCUCUUGACCGAGAUGAAGAGCUACGGGAUAAUGCCAAAUGCAGUCACUUUUAACAUUCUGAUUGGUGGGCUUUCUAAAGCUGGUGAAUUUGAAAAGGCGAUAGAUAUUUUGAAUGAAAUGUUGGUUAUGGGGAUUGUUCCCAUGCCAAUUACUCAUAAAUUUAUGCUUAAAGCUGCCUCAAGGAAUAGAAGAGCAAAUGCGAUUUUGCAAAUUCACAAGAUGCUUGUGGAUAGUGGCCUCACACUCAACCAGGCUGUGUAUAACACUCUAAUCACCGUAUUCUGCAGGUUAGGAAUGACUAAAAAAGCAAAUGCGGUGCUCACUGAAAUGGUGGCAAGUGGAAUUUUAGCUGAUGUUGUUACUUAUAAUGCCCUUAUUCGUGGUUACAUUGUAGGAAGUCAUGUGGAAAAGGCAUUCGAUACUUAUUCUCAUAUGUUAGCUGAUGGAAUCUCUCCAAACAUUACCACUUAUAAUACCCUUUUAGGAAGUCUUUCAACUUCUGGUUUUAUGAGAGAGGCACAUAAAUUAGUUAGCGAGAUGAAAGAAAGAGGACUCACACCGAAUGCCACUACUUACAAUAUUUUGGUUUUUGGCCAUGGUAGAGCUGGAAACAAACAGGAUGCUAUGAAGCUCUAUUGUGAAAUGAUAAUCAAAGGUUUUGUUCCCACUGUUGGCACCUAUAACGUUCUUAUUAAUGAUUAUGCAAUAGCAGGAAAAAUGCGCCAUGCUAGAGAACUGUUGAAUGAAAUGCUGACAAGGGGGAGAAUUCCUAAUUCUUCAACAUACGACAUUCUAAUUUGCGGAUGGUGCAAAUUAUCCUGCCAGCCAGAGAUGGAUAGGGAACUUAGAAUGUCAUAUCGGGCUGAAGCGAAAAAAUUGCUGAUUGAAAUGUGUGAGAAAGGACAUGUGCCAUCUGAUAGCACAAUCUCAUAUAUCAGUUCAAAUUUUUCUUUACCAGGGAAAAAGUCUGAUGCUCAAAAGUUAUUGAAGCUAUUUACUGAAAGGAAGAAUAGCUGAAAAAUGGUCUAAAAAGUGGGUCAUAAAUGUUAAUCCUUGAAGUGGAGUGAGGAAGUUGGAGGACUGCCAAUAUCUUUAAAUUUGGGUAUAAAGGUUGAUGAUCUUGAGACGAAUCAUUUUGUUCUUGUUCAUGGAGGUGGUUUUGGUGCUUGGUGUUGGUACAAAACUAUAGCACUUCUAGAAGAAGCUGGUUAUAAAGUAUCCGCCAUAGAUUUAACCGGUUCUGGAGUUCAUUCAUUUGAUACAAACAACAUAAAGAGUCUCUCACAAUAUGUGAAGCCACUUACUGACUUUGUUGAAAAACUUCCUGAAGGAGAAAAGGUAAUCUUGGCUGGACAUGAUUUCGGCGGGCAUGUAUAUCGUAUGCGAUGGAGCUGUUU